Trichoderma virens Gv29-8 is the source of this 597-nucleotide messenger RNA. RefSeq lists its product as uncharacterized. Bases 1 to 597 code for a protein of 198 amino acids. Gene Ontology annotation, biological process: ribosome biogenesis; ribosomal large subunit export from nucleus; ribosomal large subunit biogenesis. Gene Ontology annotation, molecular function: protein binding. The transcript has a single exon. Lineage: Eukaryota; Fungi; Ascomycota; Sordariomycetes; Hypocreales; Hypocreaceae. The record is from RefSeq and is a predicted model, not a curated record. Gene Ontology annotation, cellular component: nucleus; preribosome, large subunit precursor; nucleolus.
AUGGCGCUCCCCAUAUCCAAACCGAAGCUGCCCGUCGUCGUCGAGAAGCCCACUCCCUACACCUUCGACCUGGGCCACCUGCUCGCCGAGGACCCCAACCCCGUCGCCCUCGACCACGCCGCCAUUGACCAGUCGCUCGCCCAAAUUGCCCGCGACGGCGCCCAGUCGCUCAUCAACCAGCUCCUCACCACCUGCCCCCUCAAGUCCACCACCGACGGCGUCCUCCUGACGCUGCCCCAGCCCGCCACCCGCCUCCCCCGCGAGAAGCCCGUGCCCCAGCCCAAGCCCCCGACCAAGUGGGAGCGCUUCGCCGCCAAGAAGGGCAUCAAGGCCAAGACCAGGGAGCAGCGCCGCAACCUGGCCUACGACGAGGAGUCGGGCGAGUGGAAGCGCAAGUGGGGCUACAAGGGCCUGAACAAGAAGGGCGAGGACGACUGGCUUGUCGAGGUCGACCAGAAGAAGGAGGCCGAGCGCAAAGAGGGCACCAGCAUCCGCGGCGACGGCAGAAGGGAGCGCAAGGAGAGGAUUCAGCGCAACGAAAGGAAGAUGAGGAAAAACCAGCGGGAUGCCGCGGCCAAGACGGGCAAGAAGAUCUGA